Messenger RNA from Lepidothrix coronata (blue-crowned manakin), 1400 nucleotides. RefSeq names its product pentatricopeptide repeat domain 3 (gene PTCD3). The coding region runs from base 4 to 1371 and encodes 455 amino acids. Gene Ontology annotation, biological process: mitochondrial translation. Gene Ontology annotation, cellular component: mitochondrion. Gene Ontology annotation, molecular function: ribosomal small subunit binding; protein binding; rRNA binding. Lineage: Eukaryota; Metazoa; Chordata; Aves; Passeriformes; Pipridae. The record is from RefSeq and is a predicted model, not a curated record. The transcript is spliced from 17 exons.
AGCAUGGCGGCGCGGCGGAUCGGAGCCGGCUGCUGGCAGCGGGCCCUGUGGCUGAGCCGGCGGGGCCGCCUCCCGGGCGGGCGGGAGAGCUACCGGUGCUCUUCGAGCAGCACAGCUCUUGAGAAGGCUGUAGACAAUUCAGAAGUAACUCAAGAAGAAAUUGUGCUCCCUCGAAGGAAAACAUGGGAUAAGCUGGCAGUGCUCCAGACCUUGGCUUCCACUGUGAACAGGGACCCCACUGCUGCUCAUUAUAUAUUCCAAGAUGACCCUUUCCUUAUGCCAAGAAAUGCAGCAAAUUCUCGUCUGUAUUCGUUGUCAAAGGAGUCCGGGAGAAAUGCUGCAAAAUACAUCAUUCAGAACUUCCCUCAGUAUUUUGACAAGACUUUUGCAGAGCCCAAUGUACCAUGCUUGAUGCCUGAGACUCUUACACCUCAAAUUGAAGGAGUGAGUGAGGAAGCUCUGAAGGAGCGUAUCCGCCUCAGAAGGGUGAAAGAGUCUGUGGACAUGUUUGAUCAGCUUGUACAAGCAGGUACCCCUGUAUCUCUGGAGACCACAAACAGCCUUUUAGAUUUGUUAUCCUUCUAUGGAGAUGCAGAAUCUACUUCUGAAAAGGAGGAAGAAGCAAAAGAGGAUUUGGAAGAACCAGAGGUGAAUGCAUCAGAGCAGAAGGCUCCAAAGAGACAAUUCCAAAGAGGUUCACAGUCAUCUGGCCCUAGAUGGAGGGAGAACAACCAUGCUGAGAGGAUAUUUAAGAUAAUGCCAGAGAGGAAUGCACACUCCUAUUGCACAAUGAUCCGUGGGAUGGUGAAGCAUGGGGCUGCUUCUAAAGCUUAUGACAUGUACAUAGACAUGCUGAAUGAAAGGCACAAGGCUGAUGUGCACACCUUCAACGCACUGAUCAAGGCAGUCCCAUAUCUAAAGGAGAGGUUCAUAGAAAGAUGGGAAUUAGCCAAGGAAUUCCUGACUCACAUGGCCCAACAGGAAGUGCAACCAAAUCUGCUAACUUUUAAUGCUUUACUGAAGACUCUGAGAAGAUGUGGUGGUGUGGGCAGAAAUAUGUGUUUAAUGGUAUUGAAGGAAAUGGAAGCACUUGAUAUAGAGCCCAGCCUUGCGACGUACGAUCAUCUCCUCUCGAUAUUUUACAGAGGCGUUGAUCUUCCCCAAUCAGGCAUCAUCUCUGAGGUGUUAGAUGAGGUUGAAAAGAGAAGUUUCACUCCCCAGGACCCUGAUGAUGCCAACUUUUUUUCCACUGCCAUGCAAGUGUGCUGUGAUCUUAAGGAUAUCAAGCUUGCCUAUCAGUUAAAUGAGACAAUGGCAAAGGGAGACAACUGGAAAUUCUUGGAUGUGGACCGGUUAAAUGGCUACUGGUGAGUGAAGUGCAGCUUAUGUUCAGCGUCUUG